CCUAAAUCCAGAGAUUUCAUUGAAAACUCAAAUCAAAUCUCAGCGCCAAUUUAGAUCUUUAUAUUGCGAUGGGGAAAACAAACCAGAGACGAACAGCCGAGUCAGCCCACUCUGGAGCGCUAAUCUCAUCUCCUCUCCUCGAUUCAAUGGCGUCGGACGGGGGAGACGAGGGACAUCGUCGUCCGCCGCCUCUUGGCCUCCGAGGCCUGACUCGCGCUGCCUUCCUUCCUCGUUCCGGCGAUGGCGACGGCCUUCCUCCACUUCGUACUCGUCGUGGCGGCGGCCUUCCUCCACUCGGUCUUGCAGGUCGAGGAGCACUGCCGGUCGUUCUCCAUUGGAACGGCUGCCUCUACACCGGUGUCGAGCCCCAGCGUCGGAGGGAGACGCCGCGUCGGGCUGUCGCGCCCACCUCGACCUCCUUCUCCAAAUCAGGCAGGCUCGUCGAACUGGGCCACCUCGCCGGGCGGGAGCGGCAGUGCAAGCGCCGCCGGAAGGACGUCCUCCUACGUCGGCUUGAACUCAUGAACGGCUCCAUCUGCGUCGGACCAAAUUCGUCCGCAUUCUGCACGAGAGACCGUAGCAGUGAGUAUGCUGCAUCUACUAACGGCAGAGAAGGCGGCUGGCGUGGCACUGGAUAUAAUCCAAAUUUUGAGAACGCUGACGAGUAUCCUCCACGCUUGGAACAUGUGCAAGCACCUUCUGCAAAAGAGAUUGAUUUGAAUGCUUUGGCUAACAAGAGUAAAAGCGAACAGUACACUGUCGAAGACAAGCGUAAUAUUUACGCUAUGCUGCUUGCUCGAAAUGGAGAGCAUGGGAGGUUAAAGAAGGGGGUUUUGGAUUCUGUUGCACGUGAUGGAAAUUGUUCUCGGAGGUGCGUGAGUAGGAUUUGGAAAGAAUCGAAGUUGGGAGGUGGCGUUAACUCUAUCAAGAACAAUUUGAAGUUAAAAACGGGAAGGAAGAAACCGAGUUUGGAUAUUGAGGCAUUAGAAGCCAUUCCACCUUGUGAGAGGACCACAAUUCGACAAGUUGCUGCUGGACUUCACAUGUCCAAAAGCACAGUUCACCGUAGGUUGAAGGAGAAGGUAAUGAGACGAGUUUCAAAUGAACUGAAACCUUCAUUAACUGAAGCCAACAAGAAGGCACGUGUGGCGUAGAGAAUUUGGAGCCAAGUUAAUUGGAGAACAAUCCCACUUUUAAAGGUAAUUUUAACAAGGUUCAUUUGGAUGAGAAGAUCUUUGGAUGAGAAGAUCUUCUACCGCACAAGGAAGACACAGAAAAUGUACUUGAGUAAUAGAGAGGAAGCACCAAAAAGAGAAUGCAAACAUAAAAACCACAUCCAGCAGAUCAUGUUCUUGUCAGCAAUGGCAAGGCCAAGGUAUGAUUCCCAAGGAAAUUGUGUGUUUGAUGGAAAGAUAGGUGUGUGGGCAUUUGUUGAUUGGGUGCAAGCUCAAAAGAAGAGUGUGUAAGGAGAGAGAGGAGACUGGGAGCUGAAGCCUUCAACUUCAGUGGACAAGAACAAAAGUAGAGAG
Messenger RNA from Lolium perenne, 1529 nucleotides. Lineage: Eukaryota; Viridiplantae; Streptophyta; Magnoliopsida; Poales; Poaceae. The record is from RefSeq and is a predicted model, not a curated record.